Messenger RNA from Dromaius novaehollandiae (emu), 3920 nucleotides. It is a transcript of the gene GLRA1, whose product is annotated as glycine receptor alpha 1. Gene Ontology annotation, molecular function: transmembrane signaling receptor activity; glycine binding; extracellularly glycine-gated chloride channel activity. The record is from RefSeq and is a predicted model, not a curated record. The coding region runs from base 825 to 2363 and encodes 512 amino acids. NCBI's taxonomy places the organism in Eukaryota, Metazoa, Chordata, Aves, Casuariiformes, Dromaiidae. Gene Ontology annotation, cellular component: postsynaptic membrane; plasma membrane; synapse. The transcript is spliced from 11 exons. Gene Ontology annotation, biological process: chloride transmembrane transport; regulation of membrane potential; nervous system process.
UAGGGUUGUUUUUUUUUUUUUUAGUUUAGUAAAUUAAUGCAGCAAGAAACUCCCAAGAUCUGGCGAGCCCUGACAGGGGAGAGAGGGCAGUGGGGAAAUGAAAUGCAUUAGGAGGACACAGAGACACUUUCUUUUUGAGCGCAAUGGGAGUGCUUCCCAAGAAACUUCCCCUUCAUUCCCCUCUGCUUUAGCCCUGAGCAAUGGGACACCUUCCCUACAGCAGCAAUAACUUAUUCAGAAGGAAAAUAGCCCAGGAAGCAGGAAUCAACAGCAGCCAAACAGCGGGCAGAAAAGCAACACAACCGGGACUGCAGCACAGCUCCACAUUGACAAAUUCCUGUGGAUGUAAUUAGGAAGACACCCCGGCUAGCAGCAGUCCUGGGUUGCUGAGGGGCCCCCUACACCACCUACUCCCGCCACACUGAUGGCAAACCUACACUCCCUGCAUCUCCCCCGGUCGCCAGCCUGAUGUCCGGAGCAGGAUCCUGCUGAAAGGAGAUUUCGGUGCGAGAAGCCUGAUCCUCCUGCCCCGAGCACUACUGCAGUGGUGGUGGCACAGACAGAGAGGAGGGACGAGUCAAGACAGCGCCGGAGCGGAGCCGCCAGCCGCUCCGCUGCCCAGGGUGCUGACCGGAGCCGCCUGCCUCGGCGCUGCCCAGGGUGCUGGCCGGAGCCGCCUGCCUCGGCGCUGCCCACCGCCCCAGCCUGCCUUGAGAAGGGUGGCUCACUUCCCCUACCAUUUCUCCCCAAGUGCCAUUUACUUUAUUGGCCAGCCCCACCGGCCCACCCCUUGCGGAGUACAAAAAGAGAAGAGAGCUGGAAAAAUGUGCAACAUCAACGCGCUCGGAGUCUAUGUGUGGGAGACGAUCGUUUUCUUCAGCUUGGCAGCCUCCAAAGAAGCUGAAGCAGCAGCACGAUCUGCCCCCAAACCCAUGUCUCCUUCUGAUUUCCUGGAUAAGUUGAUGGGGCGAACUUCAGGAUAUGAUGCCAGGAUCAGACCAAAUUUUAAAGGCCCACCAGUGAAUGUCAGCUGCAACAUUUUCAUCAACAGCUUUGGUUCAAUUGCAGAAACAACUAUGGAUUACAGGGUGAACAUCUUUUUGCGACAGCAAUGGAACGACCCACGGCUGGCAUACAAUGAAUACCCAGAUGACUCCCUGGAUCUGGACCCCUCCAUGCUAGACUCCAUCUGGAAGCCCGAUUUGUUCUUUGCUAAUGAGAAAGGGGCCCAUUUCCAUGAGAUCACCACAGACAACAAGCUCCUCAGGAUCUCCAGAAAUGGCAAUGUCCUCUACAGCAUCAGGAUCACGCUGACUCUGGCCUGCCCUAUGGACUUGAAGAACUUCCCCAUGGAUGUACAGACGUGUAUCAUGCAGUUAGAAAGCUUUGGUUACACAAUGAAUGAUCUCAUAUUUGAGUGGCAAGAAAAAGGAGCCGUGCAAGUUGCUGAUGGACUGACAUUGCCUCAGUUUAUCCUCAAAGAAGAAAAGGACUUGAGAUACUGCACGAAGCACUACAACACAGGCAAGUUCACCUGCAUAGAAGCUCGUUUCCACCUGGAGCGGCAGAUGGGCUAUUACUUGAUCCAGAUGUACAUCCCCAGUCUCCUCAUUGUCAUUCUGUCCUGGAUCUCCUUCUGGAUCAACAUGGAUGCUGCACCUGCUCGUGUUGGCCUGGGGAUCACCACAGUGCUCACUAUGACCACGCAGAGCUCUGGUUCCCGAGCAUCACUGCCCAAGGUGUCCUACGUGAAGGCCAUAGACAUCUGGAUGGCUGUGUGCUUGCUGUUUGUGUUCUCUGCACUUCUAGAGUAUGCUGCUGUCAACUUUGUGUCCCGACAGCACAAAGAGCUGCUCAGGUUCAGAAGGAAGAGGAGGCAUCAUAAGGAGGAUGAAGCUGGUGAAGGCAGGUUCAACUUCACUGCCUACGGGAUGGGGCCGGCUUGCCUACAAGCCAAGGACGGCAUCUCUGUCAAGGGUGCCAACAACAACAACACAGCCAACCCCGUCCCCCCGCCUUCCCGCUCCCCUGAAGAGAUGCGAAAGCUCUUCAUCCAGCGAGCCAAGAAGAUUGACAAGAUCUCACGCAUCGGCUUCCCAAUGGCAUUCCUCAUCUUCAACAUUUUCUACUGGAUCAUCUACAAGAUCGUUCGCAGAGAGGAUGUGCACAACCAUCUCGGUUGUGCUGAUCAAACACUUUGUGACUUUUGGAUAGAGGAACGCAAAUGUAUUGUCUCUCUCAUCCCCAUCAGAGAGCAUCCAAUGAGAAACCUGAAAAGGACAUCAGGGCCUCCAUCGGAAAUUGCAGCAGUUGGCACCGUAAGUCAGGAAAGACAGGCAAGUCCAGAGAAGUUUAUGAAGUGACAGACAUGGACAUUGAGGCACAGAGGCCAAAUGUCUUAACUCACCACAUGCACAUGGAAUAAGUUACCCUGAAACGCACCACCUGGAGCAUCUCAAUCCUAAUGAGAAAUGGAAUUCAUAUGCAAAAGAUAAGUUUGUGUGGUUCCUGAGCCUGGCUAUGAUGUUAUGGACAGUGUCAGUCACAGCCAGAGCUCACCGCUUUUCAUGGACUUCAGAAUUGCAGGAAAAAGAGUGACUAUGUUUCAAUAGAACUGAAACAGAAGGCAACUGCUACAAGCCAUUAUCACACGUGUUUGAGAUGCAGUCAAACUUCAGUGAAUCGAGAUCUAUAAAGAGAUCUUAAGAUGAAGCAACAGACUAAGGACUUCACUCGAAAAUGGCCUGAUAUGCAAAGGUCACAGUGUAUUUCAUUGCAGUCUACCAUCCCUGCAGCAUUGGUGAACACUAUUAUGGAAGCAGCCUUUGAAUCCUGAAGAUGCACAAACCCUGUCCUAAGCAGCUGUUUGUAACCAUCAACCUGAGAUCAAACAGCAGCCAAAAGCAGGCAUAACAUUAUUGUGGACAGUGGCAUUUUAUGGACUGUGUUGUCUACUCACAUUCAACCACAAUGUGCAGCAUAUCAUGGUUAUUGUAUUAAAAUUGAGAUGAGAAGUAACACAAAAGUGAUACAAAAAAAGGAGGGGAGGACCCAGGAAUUUCUCCCUUCCAACUACAGACGCACACCUCCCAUUUACAUGAUUUUGUAAAUGAAUUUAUCUUUAGAAGAAAAAUAAAAAUACUUAAAAAUUAAGAUAUUUAUGUUCAAGACAACUAUUGCACACUUGAUUUUACUUGUGGGGCGGGGGGAGAGAUACAAACACACAGCAGGAAUACUUUAUAAUUGAAAGCACAUUAAAUAGAUAGAAGUGGGAACAGUUCAGCACAUAGAAAGCAGGUUUUCAUUGUAUCCUUGAGAAACAGCAUUUCAGAGUUUCCCAGAAGCAUCCACCUCACUACUCAAACCCCAACGACUCUGGUAUUUAAAAAGGAUACCUCCCCAAAACUUAAAAAAACCCUAUUAAAUAGUGGCAUUGUUUUGCCCUAUUUUCUGUAUCUCUCCCAUCUGUAAGCCAUUUCUAUGAAGAAAAUCUUUGUUUCAACAGCUUGACUUACUAAAGCUUAUUUGUUCCAAAAUACAACAGAGCCUUGAUACUGUUUAUACCAGGGACAGCAAAGGGCUCUGACAGAUGAGCUGGGCUGGAUUUAGCAGCCACAGUGUAAGAUGUUACUGGCUGCCCCAUCCCUUUGCCCAGAGUCACUGUGCCCCAGAGAGGGCAGUGGGGGCAACUCUCUCAUUCACCUUUCACUUUGUAGUGGAAUCAAAGUCUGCUAAAGUGGCUGCUCAAGGUAAACAGGGGGCUACCAACACAGACCAAGAGAGGGACCUACGGCAGCUGUGGGGCAGACCAGACAGCUAAGAACUGCACCCUCUCAUCCAGACCCCAAUGACCUAAACAGAAUUCCUAAAUACUAAAUCCUCAUUUGAACUACUUCUCCCCCCUGCCCUCUCUUUUUUUU